AUGCCUAUCUCUCGCCGACUAUGGGGAUUGGAAAACAUUUUGGAUGACUAUUUUCUAUUUGUGGAUGUUCCAUUCACAACUGGACAUUCUCUUUAUGACGAAGCCAUUCAAAGUCUAAAACUUUAUAAUGAAUCAAGGGAUCAUGACACCAAAUUAGAGAAGACAUUUACCAAAAAAUUCCUUACUUAUUUAAAUACGCCACAUAGCAAGAAAUCGUUUUUGCAAUUACUUAAGGAAUCUGUAAUUGAAAUUAAUGAAGAAAUUGAAAUUAACGAAGAAAUUAAAAUUAAUGAAGAAAUUGAAAUUACAAGUAAUGGGCUUGUAAGUGAAGAUUUACGAUCCAAAGGUCAAAAGCGAAAGAUAAUAACGAAAAACGAAUACCAAUGGAAUUGA
Messenger RNA from Cokeromyces recurvatus, 393 nucleotides. RefSeq lists its product as uncharacterized. Lineage: Eukaryota; Fungi; Mucoromycota; Mucoromycetes; Mucorales; Mucoraceae. The record is from RefSeq and is a predicted model, not a curated record. The transcript is spliced from 3 exons. The coding region runs from base 1 to 393 and encodes 130 amino acids.